This is a messenger RNA of Punica granatum (pomegranate), 971 nucleotides long. Lineage: Eukaryota; Viridiplantae; Streptophyta; Magnoliopsida; Myrtales; Lythraceae. The record is from RefSeq and is a predicted model, not a curated record.
AGAUGGCUCAUUCCCUGCACCGUAGCAGCAUCUAUAUAUGCACUUAUAAAAAGCUCUCUCUUUGGAGCCGAUCCAUCAAACCCCAACGGACACCAUGGCAAUAUCAUCCGAGAGCUUGAACUUCUCUAACAAGCUUAUUCACUCUCUCAUCCUCCUAGUCGCUCUCUUUGUUAUCGCAAGCAGUACUCAUACGACAGCCUCGUCACAUGACUCGAUUGUAAUGUCGGACUCUGCCGACGACACACCACCGGAUCCAUGCGCGCGUGUGAACUGUCUGCAAGGGACUUGCAAACCGUCGCUUCUUGGCUUCGACUGCGAGUGCUACCAGGGAUGGCUGAAGCCCUUUGGCUUGCCCUUCUGCAUUGUCCCCAACUGCACGAUGAACUUUGGAUGUGGGAAUGCAUCUCUGCCGCCGUCUCCUCCGCCGGCUGCUUCUGUGUCUCCGCCGCUGCCAUUUACCCCAUGUUUUCUUGUUUGGUGCGGGGAAGGACAAUGUGUACCAAACGGGGCCGAUCACAAGUGCGAGUGCAACAAUGGCUCGGAUAACUUGUUGGGCAACAAGUCCUUGCCUUGCUUAAGAAAAUGCAAUCUUGGAGCAGAUUGCAGUGAGGUACAGAUUGGCCCGCCCAUCAUGCCGCCACCGCCACCUCCGCCUCCUAGUUCUUCAGCUCCACUGGGGAAUGGUAAAGGAAAUGGGCUAGCAUCAGCUCCAAGCUGUUCGAGGAAUUAUAAGGCGAUGUCAACUGUACUCGUGGCUGCCAUCAUUUUGAUAUGGAUAUAAUGUAAGGAUUGAGGCGUCUGUUACAAAUAUCAUGACAUUGAACAAUGCAAUUUAUCUAGAACUCGCUUAGACAACUUAUGGGCAAUUUCGUCUAUCUUUCUUUUAAGAUCCGAGCUUACUUAUUUGUCAUAGGAUCCUAUUUAAUCCGCAAUUUUUUCCUUAUAUAUAUUUUGUUCGUCUUCCCAUUCUA